This is a messenger RNA of Sinocyclocheilus grahami, 781 nucleotides long. Its product is annotated as FRAS1-related extracellular matrix protein 1-like. NCBI's taxonomy places the organism in Eukaryota, Metazoa, Chordata, Actinopteri, Cypriniformes, Cyprinidae. Gene Ontology annotation, biological process: anatomical structure morphogenesis; cell communication. The annotation marks the transcript as partial. Gene Ontology annotation, cellular component: membrane. The record is from RefSeq and is a predicted model, not a curated record. The transcript is spliced from 5 exons.
AGCUUGUGUGCCACAUUUCCAAAUAUGAUCUGGAUUCUAUCUCAAGUCUAGACAAUAUCAUUUCAGACCCAAUGUGAUUCUUGGCUUUUUCAACUGCCAACACAGGAUGGAGUUCAGGUGGUCUCGCGUGGAGCUGUCAGCUUCCUGUUAUCGUGUUUGUGAGAAUGCAGGAGCUCUAGCUGUGCAGGUGGUGCGCAGUGGGAACAGCAAAGAUCCGGCGUACAUCGGCAUACAGGUGGAAGAAGGAACAGCCAAAGUGGGGAAAGACUUCACUCACAGUUCUGCCAACCUUAUACAGUUUGAUCCAGGUGUAAAUGUCAAAAUGUGGAACAUUUACCUCAAAGAUGACGAACUAGAAGAGAACCAUGAGAAAUUUGAUGUAGUUCUGAAGACCCCAAAAAAUGCUGUUUUGGGACAGAGGAAAAAAGCCACAGUUGAGAUUGUGGAUCCUAGAAAUGGCAGGUGUAAUCCAGAUGAGCUUAUUGCUGAAGAAGAUGAGAAGCAACAUCCUUUCCAAGGCCCACCACACGUCCCAGAGCCUGAACCGCCCUUACUUGAGGAAUACACUCCAGACCCAAGAACAGGAAUCCUUUGGGAGAACUAUCCGCCAAGAGGGGACGUCCCAUAUCGCACACACUUCAGCCAUUACAGCGAUGGAGAACAUCAGGACCACGAGAUCUUUCACAGUCCGGGCCAAAGACAGCUGAGGAUUCUGGGUAGAAACAGGCACAGAGGACAUCUCUCAGAGGUGGACAACAGAAAUCAAGAAAGAGUUUGGAGA